Linum trigynum is the source of this 2719-nucleotide messenger RNA. Lineage: Eukaryota; Viridiplantae; Streptophyta; Magnoliopsida; Malpighiales; Linaceae. The record is from the annotation of a GenBank genome assembly.
AUCACACCACCACUUUUACAAUUCUUUCUUCCUCAAUCUAUCCGCUCUAGUCUCGUUCUAAGUAUGCUCUGUGGUUGCGGAUAAAUCCGAUCUUCCACAUAAGAAAGAAUUACCAGAGUUUGACCCUAAAGCCCCCCCGUCCCGCUAAGCUCCCGUCCCUUACAAACCUGAACCCGUCGAACCUCUGUCCUGCUUCUGCCAAAAAAUGGACGAAGAGGCUCUUCGUGUAGGUUUUUGUUUUUGUUUUUAUUUUUAAUUGUAACAAUUUGAUUUUGUGAUUUUUUUUAUCAAAACAAUCUCUGAUUUCAUUACUUUUUUUUAUAGAUGGAUGCCGAGAUAUACGAUCCUCGAUUGUAUAUCCAUUAUGGGCCAAGAGAUAUGAGACUCUUAACCGAUCAAGAAGCUCAUCGCUCUCGUGCUAUUUGGGAUAACAAUCCGGUAAUUUGAUGAUUUAUUUGCUUUAUUUUAUUAUUUUCUAAGGUUUUAUUUUGCUUUAUUUAAACUAAAAAAUUGAUGUUUUGCCUUUUUUUUUGAAGGAAUCACUUAUUCUCUUCGUUCAUAAAGAGACCACAAACUUGCCCCCUUGGCAUCCACGGUUGGCGCCCUAUAUAGAGAGGACCGGGUUGGGUAUGUUGCGCCAUUUCAUGCGUAUCGAAAUCGACAACGAUCUGUUUACGACAAUGGCGGAGCGAUGGCGUCCCGAAACCCAUACGUUCCACCUUCUGGAGGGGGAAAUGACGAUCACCCUCAAAGACGUUGCGAUCCUCACCGGGCUGCCGAUUUCUGGAGAUGCCAUCAUUGGUUCCACUACCAAACCCGAGGAGGUUGGGGGCCGCUCAUUCUUGCUGAGUUGGGAUUUGACAUGCCGACCACCACACCAAUUCAAGGACGGGGGCAUCCACCGUUGAAUGCGGGACAAGUGUCGGUCCCGUGGCUGGUAACUCACAUCCAGAAUGAGGUGGAAAUCAAUGACGAGACUCCGGAAGAUCAAGUGGAGCGCUAUGCACGCAUCUACCUCAUUGGUCUGGUGGGUGGAUUUCUGUUCCCCGACAAGUCAAACCGGUGGAUUCAAGGCAUAUGGAUGCCAUUGCUCACUGGUGACUUGGACGCAAUCGGGGGAAAAGAGUUGGGGAUCAGUCGUGUUAGCUAGCAUAUACCGGGAGUUGUGCACUUGCUCGAAGGUGGGAGCAAAACAAGCUGGUGCUGCGAUGUUUAUCCUACAGCUGUGGGUAUGGGAGCAUCUUCCAAUCUUCGCACCUCUAGACCCACGUCCAUACCGGAGAGCCGAUGAUGAGCUAAACUUUCUGCAAAAUCCCCCUUACGGUGUCAAGUAAGUUUAUUCCGUACUUAGCCUAAUUUAAAAUUAUUCCAUGAUUAGCUAGAUUUCAAUUGAAUUUAUUCCGUACUUAGUCUAAUUUAAAAUUAUUCCAUGAUUAGCUAGAUUUCAAUUGAAUUUAUUCCGUACUUAGCCUAAUUUAAAAUUAUUCCAUGAUUAGCUAGAUUUCAAUUGAAUUUAUUCCGUACUUAGCCUAAUUUAAAAUUAUACCAUGCUUAGCUAGAUUUCAAUUGAAUUUAUUCCGUACUUAGCCUAAUUUAAAAUUAUACCAUGCUUAUCUAGAUUUAAAUUGAAUUUAAUCCAUACUUAGCCUAAUUCAAAUUUAUACCAUGCUUAGCUAGAUUUAAAUUGAAUUUAAUCCGUACUUAGCCUAAUUUAAAUUUAUUCAAUGCUUUUACUUACAAGGUGGAUAGGAGCAAAUACGAAUGACCAUCAACCUGAGCAUUCGUUACUGUUUUAUCGUUCUGAGUUAGAUAAGCCUUGGUGGAAUCAGGUAAUCAUGCUUUAUCAUAUUUUAACAAGUUAAGGUUUUUCAACGUAAAUGGUCGCUAAUUGCAUUAUUUGAAUGAAUAUAGGUUACUUGGGAUCCAUAUCCAUGUGAAGUGGUCGAACUGCAUCAUCUUAGAAACUCUCUGGAUCACGAGACGUGGUUGUGCAAGGUGCCAUUGAUUUGUUGGCACGUCGUGGAGUGGCACCUACCCAAUCGAUCCUUGAGGCAAUAUCGAAUGGAGCAACCAAUUCCACAAACCCCGCCUCAAGGUUUCAGGGAGCUACAUGCCAUCGACCUCCGACACGCUUCAAAGAAUUAGAUCCUAAAGUAUCAGUACUACAUCAACAUCUGGGAGAUAGAAUGACAAGGGUGGUCCAAGGGAUGCCGGAGUCAAGACCGAUGGGCUACCACGAUGGGUACAUGCAGUGAUGGUGAGCCCAUUGUGCCCCCGGUUGAGCCCCCACGAAGGAGCAAACGGAGGCCUCUGCUUACUUUCGAAGAGGUGCGUACAACUCAAGAAACCGAGCUCCCUAAACUAUUUGAGUACGAGUGGGCACCUGCACCGGAUGUCGCUGGAGGUUAAUCCAGGAACCGGAUAAUUUCUCUCAUUUCCACCAUCAGCAACAGAGUUUGAUGUAUCACACCCCGCAUAAACAAACCCCUCACCGCCCGAUCUACCAGCAGGCUACCGGUCCAUCUCAGUAACCUCCACCGCCACUUGUAACUCCAGUAGGGGCUCGGGUUAAGAGACAUCGGCGACAAGUCGUUGAGCAAGCCCGCCAAGAAGCAGAAGGAGGAGGUGGAAGAAGGGGUCGAGGACGUCGUGGAGGACGAGGAGGAGGGCGAGCUGAGGGCCAAAAUGAGGGGCAACCAAAUGAAGAAAACCAGUGAAC